AUGAUGCCAGUGAGCGCUAAGUUUGAGGGACUGGAUAUGAACAAUUCGCAGUUGGAUAUGGGAAUUUGGAGCUCCGAAGAGAGAUCUAGGCUGAAAUGGGAAAAAAGAAAGAGGCAGACUGAAAUAGAAGGCAAGCGACAAGAGCUUGACGAGCAGAUACUUCUGCUGCAGCAUUCCAAGUCCAAAGUGCUUCGGGAAAAAUGGCUGCUGCAGGGUAUCCCCGCUGGAACUGCCGAAGAGGAGGAAGCCAGGAGGCGGCAGUCUGAAGAGGAUGAAUUCAGAGUCAAACAACUGGAAGAUAACAUUCAGAGGCUGGAGCAGGAAAUACAAGCACUAGAAAGUGAAGAGUCCCAGAUAUCUGCCAAAGAGCAAAUCAUCUUAGAGAAACUGAAGGAGACGGAAAAAUCCUUCAAGGACUUUCAGAAGAGCUUCUCCAAUGCGGAUGGAGAUGCAGUAAAUUACAUUUCCUCCCAGCUCCCCGACCUGCCAAUCCUCUGUUCACGAACAGCAGAACCAUCACCUGGGCAGGACGGGACUAGCAGAGCAGCUGCUGUGUACGCCAUGGAAAUUAAUGUGGAGAAAGACAAACAAACAGGAGAGACCAAGAUUCUCUCUACAUCCACCAUUGGCCCAGAGGGGGUCCAUCAGAGAGGAGUCAAAGUCUAUGAUGACGGUACCAAAGUAGUGUAUGAGGUGCACUCAGGAGGCACUGUAGUAGAAAAUGGAGUGCACAGAUUAAGCUCAAAGGAUGUAGAAGAGCUUAUUCAGAAGGCGGGACAAUCAAGCUUCAGAGGAGGGCACGUGUCAGAAAGAACUGUGAUUGCGGACGGGAGCCUCAGCCACCCUAAGGAACACAUGCUCUGCAAAGAAGCCAAGUUAGAAAUGGUACAUAAGUCUAGGAAAGAUCAUUCUUCCGGGACCCCAGGGCAGCAGGCCCCAGCUCCCAGCACGGAAGGGCCAGAGGCAAACUUGGAUCAGCCAGUCACCAUGAUUUUCAUGGGCUACCAAAAUAUUGAGGAUGAAGAGGAGACUAAGAAGGUGCUAGGCUAUGAUGAAACCAUCAAGGCUGAAUUGGUCCUCAUUGAUGAAGACGAUGAGAAGUCAUUGAGGGAGAAGACCGUGACGGACGUGUCCACUAUCGAUGGGAAUGCGGCAGAGCUUGUGUCCGGGAGGCCAAUCUCAGACACCACAGAGCCCUCAUCCCCAGAAGGGAAGGAAGAGAGCCUGGCCACAGAGCCAGCCCCAGGUACCCAAAAGAAAAAGCGCUGUCAAUGCUGUGUUGUCAUGUGA
Molecule: messenger RNA, 1290 nt
Organism: Puma concolor (puma)
Lineage: Eukaryota; Metazoa; Chordata; Mammalia; Carnivora; Felidae
Source: RefSeq, a predicted model, not a curated record